AUGAGCAGCGCCCCCGCGCCGGGCCCCGCGCCCGCCUGCCUCACGCUCUGGGACGAGGAGGACUUCCAGGGCCGCCGCUGCCAGCUGCUGAGUGACUGCGCGAACAUCGGCGAGCGCGGAGGCCUGCGCAGGGUGCGCUCGGUCAAGGUCGAAAGCGGCGCUUGGGUGGCCUUUGAGUACCCAGACUUCCAGGGACAGCAGUUCAUUCUGGAGAAGGGCGACUAUCCUCGCUGGAGCGCCUGGAGUGGCAGCGGCGGCCACCACAGCGACCAGCUGCUGUCCUUCCGGCCAGUGCUCUGCGCGAACCACGGUGACAGCCGCGUGACACUGUUUGAGGCGGACAACUUCCAGGGUUCCAAGUUUGAACUCACUGAUGACUACCCAUCCCUGCCCUCCAUGGGCUGGGCCAGCAAGGAUGUGGGUUCCAUCAAAGUCAGCUCUGGAGCGUGGGUGGCCUACCAGUACCCAGGCUACCGGGGCUACCAGUAUGUAUUGGAGCGGGACCGGCGCAGUGGGGAAUUCCGUACCUACAGCGAAUUCGGCACUCAGGCCCACACCGGGCAGUUGCAGUCCAUUCGGAGAGUCCAGCACUAA
Molecule: messenger RNA, 594 nt
Organism: Equus quagga
Lineage: Eukaryota; Metazoa; Chordata; Mammalia; Perissodactyla; Equidae
Gene: CRYBA2
Product: crystallin beta A2
Exons: 4
Coding region: 1-594 (197 amino acids)
Biological process (GO): lens development in camera-type eye; visual perception
Molecular function (GO): structural constituent of eye lens
Source: RefSeq, a predicted model, not a curated record